Molecule: messenger RNA, 381 nt
Organism: Wallemia ichthyophaga EXF-994
Lineage: Eukaryota; Fungi; Basidiomycota; Wallemiomycetes; Wallemiales; Wallemiaceae
Product: Profilin-1B
Exons: 4
Coding region: 1-381 (126 amino acids)
Cellular component (GO): cell cortex
Molecular function (GO): actin monomer binding
Source: RefSeq, a predicted model, not a curated record
AUGUCGUGGCAGCAAUACGUAGAUGGAAAUCUUGUCGGCACGCAAAAGGUAUCCAGAGCCGCGAUCAUGGGAGUGAACGGCGGGAUAUGGGCGAUAAGUGCAGGUUACCAACUCACUCCGGAAGAGCAGAGAGCGAUCAUUGGGUCUUUCUCCAACUCUGAAGCCACGCAGGCUUCAGGCAUCAAGCUCAAUGGACAGAAAUUCUUCACUCUUCAGGCUGACGAGGGGAAGGUGUAUGGGAAGAAGGGGCCUAAUGGAUGCGUUAUCGUGCGCACUGUACAGGCGAUCCUCGUCACGGAAUACGACGCUCCUGUACUCCCAGGCGAAGCGACUAAGGUUGUCGAGGAGCUUGCCGAUUAUCUGCGAUCACUCAAUUUCUAG